GACUUUCAUAAGGAUACACCAAAAAUAUGGAGAACGGCGUCGCACUAUUUUUGGUUACGCUACUGGUAACUACACAGACCGCAUUGACCGGUGGUAAUUACCAGAAUGAUAUCACAGUACAGCCAGGACCAGUACGAGUGAAGCAAGGACAGAACGUCAGUCUGUGGUGUAAACUGAAAUAUGACCCUCACAAAAAAGUGCCGAUAAUCUGGCAUACGCCGCCAAAUUUCAAAACAAGAACCAACGACUGUUCUUCUUUUGCAAAGGAUAAAUAUGUCAUGUCAUGUUCAGUCACUGAUGACCAUUUUGGGUAUUAUAAUAUAACAAUAAUGGAUGUCCAAUGGGUCGAUAAUGGGGUAUAUCGGUGUCUGUAUAUCAACCAUAUGGACAUUGUGGAUUUACAGGUUUUGGUUCCGGUAACAGAUGUGUCACUAAAAAAAGUCGUCAAAAGCUCUGCUGUAGAGCCCCAGCGCUUGCAUGAGUACUUUACCUGCACAACAAACUGUGCAUUUCCAGCACCCAAGAUUUCAUGGCUUGUAAAUGACCAACCGUUUAAUGCCAACGCAAGGGUCAUAGAAUAUGGCUGCUUUGGGGCCAAGGAGGGCCAGAAACGGACUGAGAGCAGAGUGAGGGUAAUGAGCGCAGGCAUGGAUAAGGAGAGAACAGAAUAUAACAUCUCGUGUACGGCAGAAAACGUUGUUGGAGAGCCAACUCUUUCAAAGGCAAUAACUGUCAAUAAUGUUGUUCCGGUAACAGAUGUGACACUAGAAAAAAUCGUAAAAAGCACUGCUGCAGAGCCCCAGCGCUUGCAUGAGUACUUUGCCUGCACAACAAACUGUGCAUUUCCACCACCCAAGAUUUCAUGGCUUGUAAAUGACCAACUCUUUAACGGCAUACCGACGGUCAAUGAGUUAGACUGCUAUUGGCCCAAGGACAGCCAGAAACAGACUAUUAGCACAGUGUUAGUAAGGAGAACAGACACAGAUAAGGAGAGUACAGAAUAUAACGUUACGUGUACGGCAGAAAACGUUGUUGGAGAACCAAAUGUUUCAGAGACAAUGUCUGUCAAUAAUGAUGCAUUGACCGGUGCUAAUUACCAGAAUGAUAUCACAGUACAGCCAGGACCAGUCGAAGUGAAGCAAGGACAGACCGUCAGUCUGUGGUGCAAACUGAAAUACGACCGUGAUAAAAUAGUGCCAGUAAACUGGCAAACCCCGCCAAAAUUCCAAACAAGAACCGACGAUUGUUCUUCUUUUGCAAAGGAUAAAUAUGCCAUGUCAUGUUCAGACGCCAGACACCAUUUUAGGUAUUAUAAUAUGACAAUAAUGGAUGUCCAAUGGGCCGAUAAAGGGGAAUAUCGGUGUAUGUAUACCAACCAUAUGGACAUUGUGGAUUUGCAAGUUUUGGUUCCGGUAACAGAUGUGACACCAGAACAAAUCGUAAAAAGCUCUGCUGCAGAGCCCCAGCGCGUGCAUGAGUACUUUGCCUGCACAACAAACUGUGCAUUUCCAGCACCCAAGAUUUCAUGGCGUGUAAAUGACCAACCCUUUAAUGGCAACACGACAGUGAGAGAGUUAGGCUGCUUAGGGGCUAAGGAGGGCCAGAAACAGACUAUGAGCACAGUGUUCGUCAUAAGAACAGGCAUGGAUAAGGAGAGUACAGAAUAUAACAUUACGUGUACGGCAGAAAACGUUGUUGGAGAGCCAAAUGUUUCAGAGGCAAUGGCUGUCAAUAAUGAUGUAUUUCGGCCGGUAACUCCCAGUCCACCUCAGUCCAUUAUGGCUAAAGCUUUUUGGCCAAUAGUGGCAACGACACUAUUUCUAUUGCUUGUCACAGCAAUCAGUAUCUUCAUUGCCGUGUACGGAAGACAUCGUCGACAGUGUAAUAAACGUUCGCUUAGUAAUCAGUCCACGCUUUUGGCAGAAUAGUCAUUCCCAGAUGCUUUCGAACUCGAGUGACAUGAAGGCGACCUGACGUAACCGCGCCUGUACAAAAUAACAAGAAUACAGCAGUUGCAAUUUGCCAUGUUAAGUAUUUGACGCUUAAAAGUAUGUUUCAACCACUCUCAGCACCAAAAACUACUCGCUAACCUUGUCUGUCAGUUACCUUCCGUCCAUGAUCAACCGAAUUGGCAGUGUACACAUAUCACCAAUCUUGGAGCAUUGUCAAUUACGUAUUACUGUCGAUAUCAAGAUAAUUUUUCAUCUCCUUCGUUGAUACAUAUCAUAGCGUUUUUUCCUGCACUAUGUUCGAUCACUAUCAUUUUGGAUGUUAGCAACUUGUCUCGCAGAGCUUUGUUUAAUAACAAAAAGGCGGGAGUCUUGCCUGAAGAUUUCUGUGAAUCUAUACACCAUCAACAUCAUUGGCAGCAAUAUUUGCCAUGUUUUGCCUAUUGUAUGAGUUGCACGCUUUUCUUAGAUGACUGAAAGGACGCUCAAACUCGACUUUUCUCUGAUGUAUCAAUCAUGGUCAAAAUCGAUCAACGUCUAUCUUUUUUCAUCUGAAAAUUAGAGUUUGCUUGACAUGUUUGAUCAAUGUAGUGUGGGGUAUUUAUUUUACCAAGUUGAAGUAAAUGGUGAUUUGUAUUUUUCCAUUGUACCACAUAAACCUAUAUUGUAUUCAUACUUUUAUAGAGGCACUGAAUUGUGCUGCUUUCAAUGUACAUUUUACUCUAUUAUGUGGACCGGCUGGGAGUUAUGUAACAAGUAAAGGCCCACAGCGCUGUAAGGGGUCCAGGCAAGUGGGCGUGAACCUAUAUGCGUAUGUUCAUUUGUAUUGAUGUGUAUUUUGUAGUUUCAUAUUCAUGCCUGAUAAACCACAGAUUGUACGAUCAGUAUUUGUCAGACUGUAAUUACGAUAAUGUACAUUUUGCACAGGCAUGUAGGUAUCAUAGUGCGCUAAAGAUUGAUGGGGGUCAGAUGGGAUGAUAUUCCUUGGAGAUAAAAGGUGUGUCGCUCAGUAGCUGAUUUUUAGAAAUAUGGUAGGCCUUGUUUGACCCUACAUGUAUAUACAUAUGCGAAGGUAGUUGGGCAGGACUUGAGUUUUUGAUUAGCCCCUUGCCUCCCCAUAGUUUGGUGAGUUUUGGAAUAUAUUAGUACCAUAUGUCAAGGUGUCUCGCUUUUCGGGGAUAUAAGUCUACUUUUGACCACUCUGUAGUAAUGUGGCAAUUGCAUCGUCACAUGAUAUCCAAGUUUCAUUUAAUUUUAGAAGGUUAUUGGUUAACUGUGACAUACAGUAUGGGAAUUUAAAGGCAAUGACGGCUUCAGAUCAUGAUUUCUGUGAUAUUGGUAAACUUGAUAAGUAUUUGGACAUUCAAUUAUUCAAGAGUCGACCCAUGGACCGAUCUAACUCUGGCAAAUGUAAGGUUGAUCAUGGUCACCACCUUUAAUAGAGCCGAAAUAAAUAUACAAUACACCGAUAAUAAAACAGGACACAAUGCUAUUUUAGCCUGAAAAGAAAGAGCAAUUAGAUUCGCUCAGGUCCACUUAAUUUGGCUUUUGUAAGUUUUAAAGAGACCAAAAUAAACAAAUAAAGGAAACGUUCCAUGCUGCACCAUGCAAAACUUAAAUGAACCAAACCGAAUGAGACUAUGUGAAUAAUAUUAUAUUUUAUUCCAUAAACAUAUUUGAUCGAAUCCUGCAGUGAGUAGUAUUGUACAUUUGAUCUAUCAGUUCAGGUUUAAAACGUUUAUUUGGCUUGUUUAGUUUGGCUUGUUUCAUUUGGCUCGUUUCAACAUUUACAUACUACCAACAUUAGCCUAACACUGACAGUUCAUAUACACAGUAUGUUUAGCGUUCAGAAGUUGGGUCAUUGUUUUAUGCAAACUCGCCACAGGUGCACGGUUAUCGGAUUGUAAGACAACGAAGUUAUUAAAGCGAACUAAAUGUAGAUGGGAGUCAUGGAUGGUGUGGAUCUAUUUUUGAGAUUAAGGUGGUAUAGUCUGGGGGUAUAGUUGAAUUUUAGGGAUAUUAUUUUUGUAUUUUCGGCCUUAUGCUUCGAUAUUUGAGCAUGACAUGGUUUCAGUACCUAGUUGUAUGACAUUUGGAACAUCAGUAUCAUUUUUAGCUCAGCUGACAAAGUCAGCGGAGCUAGUCAAAUAGCUAUUCGUGUGGUGUCCGUCCUUCCUUAUAUCCAUCCAUCUGUAGACAAAUUGGGCAUUUUGUAACCGUAAGACCUAGGCACAUCAAAUCUGGCUUAAAGGAAGAACAUCAUAUGCUGCAGACCAUAAUAUGCUGCAGACAGAAAAUUGAUCGUGUUUUCGACUUAAAUUCUUCUCACCAGAGGGCCAUAGCCGUAAAAUGCAAAGACAUUUUUUGUCGCUUUACUCUUAUAGAUAGAGGCUUGAAAUAAAGUUGAGGAAGUAUGUAUACAAGUAGGUUUUGAUAUGAAAUUGGAUUAGUUUUGAUUGAUACUACCAGUUGAAGUUACUGAGCAAAAUCUCUGUUGACUUAGUUAACUUGAUUUGAAUUUCCCGCUCUUUUUUAACUCCGAAGGUUGUGGGUUUGAUCCCACCUCAGGGUAACUUUUUUUCCUUUUUUCCCAUUUCCGAUUUUCUUUUUUCCUUUUUAAUUUGGCAGGCGGCCAUCUUGGAAAUCACAUUUUGCCAGUUCAAAUCCUUUUGCUGUAGCUAGAGUGACUAAAUGGUGGGCGUAUCUGAAAGUCUCCAUUAUGUAUAUCAUUUUCGAUUUGACCUACUCUUCAUGGUCAUAGGGCUCAAGCUCUUAUACUUUACUUAUACGAAGUACGUUUUGGCAUUAUUUGUCAAAUAGUCUUUUUACUUUGGUAUAUAUGCGUGAUAGGCACAUCAAUAUCUUAGCAAUAUCGAGGCUGAAAAAGACCUACCAGGUGCUUUCCAUGUUUUGUACUUUGUGCCCGUGUAUUUCAGCUGAGCGCCUGUACCUUGGGCCUCUUUUUGGUCAGAUAUGAAGACUUUGAUUUAGAUUUUCAUUAACUCUACCUCUAGCCCCUCUGUUGCAAUGCGGCAAUUGCAUCGUCUUAUACUUGACUAACCUUAUUGCCAGGAUAUUCAUAUUGGUUUAAAGUCUGCUGAAUAGGCUCAAGCAAUGAGGUUUGCCAAGUCUGUCAUGGGAGGUAGCCCAAACCUGAAAAUGAUUUUCCUAGAGACAAUGCUUUGGGCGACUAAGCAUGAGAUGUAGCCUAAUCCUCCCCUUGGCCGAAUGCAAGCACAGCUUAGCAUCAGAGGUAGUCCAAAUCCUCUUAGAAAUAGCCUAACUUCGGAUGAAUGUUUACGUUUUGGUGAGGCUAUCUAAUGAGGUGCUUGUGAUUGCAGGCCUCGGGUGUGAGCCUGUUGGAGCCCAAUCUAGGUAAAAAGGGCUACAGGUAAAAAAGGAUACAGGUAAAAAAAACGUUUUACCUGUCUGAUCAGUUGACCGGCUGUAAGGCCGUCUAUUGAGUUGUAUGUUUGGUUGUGACUCUGUCUGAUCAGUUGACCGGCUGUAAGACCGUCGCUUGAGUUGACUGGUUGGUUUGGACUAUGCAGGUAAAAAAAACCCUUUUUACGUGUAGCCUUUUUUACUGGUCCUUGCCGUAGCCAUUUUUUACCGGCCCAUCCUACGGUUUGCGCUUUGUUCGCGAAGGGUUAAUCAUGCCGCAAUUGUGAAAGGAAACUUAAGAAAGGUAUCAAAAUUGUGUGGUGUUUUGGUCGGAGUUAUGAUGCUGUAGAUAUGCGUGAUGUAAAUAAUUACGGUAAACAUUUCAUGUACAUCAUUGUUUUGCUCAGUUUAUAGUAAUAAAACUUAU
Molecule: messenger RNA, 5760 nt
Organism: Lineus longissimus
Lineage: Eukaryota; Metazoa; Nemertea; Pilidiophora; Heteronemertea; Lineidae
Product: hemicentin-2-like
Exons: 11
Coding region: 27-1928 (633 amino acids)
Biological process (GO): cell-cell adhesion
Cellular component (GO): cell-cell junction; plasma membrane
Molecular function (GO): cell adhesion molecule binding
Source: RefSeq, a predicted model, not a curated record